UUGACUAGUUGGAAUGGUCAAUCUUCGAUCGAACCAGUCCAACGGAGAAAAGCAGAAAACUCGUUCACUUCAAAAGGUAAACUGUUCUUUUUGAAACCUCUCUGGUUGGACCGAACCAAUCUACAUUCAGUUUUUGACCGAAUUUUCCGGAAAUUUGGUUGGUCCAAUCCCAAAUGUCCCUUUCCCUGCACCUCGUUUCCGAAACGAGGUUUUUUUCCCGCCAAAUUUUGUCACCUCUGUCAGAACAACGUGCAUUGUGUUUUGAUAGGGUAGCAUUCGACAAACAUGGACGAUCCCAUGGGGCUGUUCAGCAAAGAGUUUGGCACGAUGAUAACGAUUUUUAACCCAAUAUACCCGCUGCAAUUCGAAAGAUUUGGUGACGGAAACCCAGACGAGGAUCCCGAGUUCAAAUCACAUUUAUCUAAUCUCAAUCAGGGCCACGGAGUAGCUGCAGAACUCGGUGUGGACGAACGCUUCUCCUCGAGCGUAGCGAUUUACAAAGCCGAGAGGAAAGCAAGGAUGGCUUAUGUAUCGGAGAAUCCUAUAACUGAAGCCAAAGCAGCACUAAAAAUAUCCCCAAAUUGUCCUGAAGCGUACAACGUGUUAGCUCAGUUCGAGGCGAAGACGUAUGAUGAAGCUCUUGGAUUCUAUAGCAAGGCUGUGGAAGUGGCACCAAAUCUAAGUGAUGAGUUUGAUAAGGAGUUGUCUGAGAGAAAAUGUUGGGGGCUGAAUCAUCUGCGCAGUUACUUUCGUGCUGUGCAUGGCCAAGCCAACACCUUGCGCAAGAUGGGGAGAUACAAGGAAUCACUCAAAAAGUAUCUUCUACUAGAGAAGUUGGAUCCAAAAUUCUACAGCUGGUCAUCAUUUGCCAACUGGAGGUACCAUGUCCUGGAGGUUUAUAUGAAAAUGGGUGAUGACAAGGGGGCUCUCAAGUUUGCUUUAAAAAAAUCCAAUUCAGAAGCUUUCUGCCUAUCUUCAUCAUGUGGGGCAUGGUUUUGGACUAAAGCGCUGCUUGACUACCGUUACAAGGAACAAAGGGGCUUUGCAGAGGACUACUUUGAUUUGGUGCCAAACUCAGGUGACCCAGAAUCUAGAAAUCUGUUUCACAGGUUUGAAGGUACAAUUCUAAGAGCUUUUCAAGCAUCCCCAGAAACCCUGAAUUUUCUGACUGGAGAACGCAAGCUGCCAAAUUGCAGAAUACCUUUUCACAUGGGAAACUGGGCAUCACUGUCUAAUAUAGGUAGUUACUGCCUGUCCAAUGCUGAACUUUGGCGCAACACUCCUGGAGCUCUCGAGUGGGCUGCUUGCAAUGUUCGCACAUUCAUGUGCUCGUUGAUCUUGAAUCAAGACAUCGAGUGCUGCAAAGCAUUGAAGAUCAAAUGUCAUGCUAAAAAGUUUGAAGAGCUACUCAGUGAAGGGGUAUUUUUUGAUGCCAGAGUUACCAGUUGCGGGAAGACCUUGGUUCAUGUCGCUACAUGUAGUGAAAUGCCGCAGAUGUUGAGAAUGCUGCUUAAUGCUGGUGCCAAAGUGAAGAUAAGUAGAAGUGGACGUGGAAUCCCACAGCCACUACACAUGGCCUGUUAUUACAAUUUCAACCCAAAGAUCAUCAAGAUUCUUUGCAAUGCAGGUGCUGACCCGACAGAUAAGUGUGGUAUUCACUACUCUCCUUUACAAAUGGCAGCUGAACAAGGGGCAAUGAGAGCCUUGAAAACUGCAUUUGAGUGUCUUCCAGCUGGCCGUAAGAAAAAUCAGGCAGUCCUUGACAGCAUUCUGCUUGGUGUGUUCCAGAGCUCGUGUUACGAGUGUGUUACAGGUCUCGGAAACCUUUGUCAGCGGUGCCUUGGCGGUGACACAGCACACCCAGCAGAUGCAACCUGGACUGGUGUGCUUGACUUUCUCACAGAACUAAACUACAAACCAUCCAAGGAAUAUUUGGAGAGUAUGAAAGAAUUUCCUGGAAAAAGGAAGCUGUUUGCUUAUUACAGCAGCAAACUGCGAGGUGAGGAACCUAAGGUGAUUGCAGAAGGCCCAGGCUUGGGUCGACAGCCACUGUCACUUAUGCAGCCAUCUAGUCUGUCCAAUUUUCUGUCAGCACUUGGCCAGUUCGGAGACCUCCCUUACAGUGGAAGGACGUUACAGAAGCAACUUCAGAGUUCCAAAACAAUCCUUCCCAAGUCAGCUACAUGCGAGAAUUGUAAAGAAAGGGAAAAGAAAAUGAUGGUUUGNUGGCUUCUAAUAAAUUACAUGUGUAUUUUAUGA
Messenger RNA from Orbicella faveolata, 2259 nucleotides. RefSeq lists its product as uncharacterized. Gene Ontology annotation, molecular function: protein binding. The record is from RefSeq and is a predicted model, not a curated record. NCBI's taxonomy places the organism in Eukaryota, Metazoa, Cnidaria, Anthozoa, Scleractinia, Merulinidae.